Messenger RNA from Pyrus x bretschneideri (Chinese white pear), 1403 nucleotides. RefSeq names its product protein trichome birefringence-like 43. NCBI's taxonomy places the organism in Eukaryota, Viridiplantae, Streptophyta, Magnoliopsida, Rosales, Rosaceae. The coding region runs from base 57 to 1154 and encodes 365 amino acids. Gene Ontology annotation, cellular component: Golgi apparatus. The transcript has 5 exons. Gene Ontology annotation, molecular function: O-acetyltransferase activity. The record is from RefSeq and is a predicted model, not a curated record.
UCACCCCUUAGCUAGUCACAUACAUUGUGAGACUCUCCAACCUCUCUCUCUCUCUCAUGGAUACUUUUGCCAUCGGCGCGUUUCUUAUGGUGCUCUCUCUUCUGCACCAUCAUGUACUCGGAAGUCGACAGUACUCUACUGAAGGAUGUGAUCUUUUCCAAGGAAGAUGGGUUUAUGAUGAAUCAUAUCCUCUCUAUACUUCAUCACAAUGCUCCUUCAUAGAGAAGCAAUUCGAUUGCCUACAAAAUGGUCGUUCCGACAAAUUCUAUCUCAAAUUCCGAUGGCAGCCCACUCACUGCAACUUAACAAGGUUCAACGGUGAAGAUUUCUUGCAAAUAUUUAGAGGAAAAAGCUUCAUGUUCGUUGGGGACUCGUUGAGUUUGAAUCAAUGGCAAUCACUCACUUGUAUGCUUCAUACAUCCAAUCCACAGACUCAAUAUAAACUCUACCGGACAGGAGGACUAUCCACAUUCGCCUUCCCAGCAUACAGUAUGAAGGUCAUGUUCUCUCGGAAUGCAUUUCUUGUUGAUACAAUAAACACAACUGCUGGUCGAGUUCUUAAACUUGACUCUAUCGAAAGUGGGAAACUGUGGAUGAAUAGUGAUGUUCUGAUCUUCAACUCAUGGCAUUGGUGGCUUCACACCGGAAGGAAGCAACCUUGGGAUCUAAUUCAAGAAGGGAGCCGUACAUACAAAGACAUGGAUCGCUUAGUUGCUUACGAGAAGGCGCUCAUGACAUGGGCUAGAUGGGUUGCUACCAAUUCGGAAUCAACAAAAACAAGAGUUUUUUUCCAAGGCGUUUCCCCAGAUCAUAAUAAUGGAAGUGAAUGGGGAGAGGCAACCUCAAGCCAAUGUGAAGGGCAAACGCAACCAAUGUCGGGUGAUGCGUAUCCGGCAGGUUCACAUCCAGCAGAGGUAGUAGUAGAAAGAGUGCUGCGUUCUAUGUCAAACCCAGUUCAUUUGCUAAAUGUCACAACCCUUUCACAACUAAGAAAAGAUGGGCAUCCAUCUGUGUACGGUCACGGUGGUCACAGGGACAUGGACUGCAGCCACUGGUGUCUAGCUGGAGUUCCUGAUACCUGGAAUCAACUCCUAUACGCAUCUCUGAUAAAAAGCAAAACCAGUUACGAUGUGGACUCGGAAAAUUAUAAAUAAGAUGUAAGCGCUCAGGUUUAGUCAAAUUGGCGAUUCCAUCCAAUGUAACAAAGAAAAAUAUGGUUUACAUAAUAACUGAAACGUACCAAGGUUACAGGUGGCAAUUAUUGAAUGGUUAGAGUAUGAUAAGGAGAAAUAAGGAGAGAUGUAGAGGAUUGUCCACCUAGCAAGUUAGUUAGAAUUGUUGGGAUAUAACUGAUGUAAUCCAUUACAAUUGGUCUCAUUCAAUACAAUUACCCUUUCUUCUUC